Ilex paraguariensis (yerba mate) is the source of this 1036-nucleotide messenger RNA. Lineage: Eukaryota; Viridiplantae; Streptophyta; Magnoliopsida; Aquifoliales; Aquifoliaceae. The record is from the annotation of a GenBank genome assembly.
AGGUAUGCGGAGGAGACUAGAAACUGCUUAGUCUUACUAUGCCCGUUACAGAGGGCGUUUUAGGCUUUAUUGUUUUCAUUGUUUGGUAUUUGUCGGUUGACGUCUAGAUCAUCAUUGAAUCUCUUGGAAUGUUGAAUCAAGAAGUGUGCUAGGAGGAGGGUUUUCAGUACUGGGUAGUGGCUUCUCUGUCUUUGGUGAGUGCAGCUAAUCCAUAAUAGAUGUCAUUCUGAGGGUGUGGGGGUGCCGCCAAUUUUGGAGUUAAAGAAGGAUAGGAUUCAGUAUGAUAGCUGAUGCUGAGGAAAAGGGACUUAUAACACCGGGGAAGAGUAUUUUGGUUGAACCCACUAGUGGAAACACGGGAAUUGGCCUCGCCUUUAUAGCUGCGUCAAAAGGAUAUAAGCUCAUCUUAACAAUGCCAGCAUCAAUGAGUCUGGAAAGAAGGGUUCUUUUGAAAGCAUUUGGGGCUGAGCUUGUUUUAACCGAUGCAGCUAAAGGCAUGAAGGGAGCAGUUCAGAAAGCUGAGCAUAUAUUGAAUAACACACCAAACGCUUACAUGCUUCAACAAUUUGACAACCCUGCAAAUCCAAAGAUACAUUAUGAAACAACUGGUCCAGAGAUCUGGGAAGAUACUAGAGGCAAGGUGGACAUUUUUGUCGCGGGGAUUGGAACCGGUGGAACCAUUUCUGGGGUCGGUCGUUUCCUUAAAAAUAAAAAUCCUAAAAUCAAAGUUGUUGGUGUGGAACCCUUAGAAAGCAACAUAUUGUCGGGUGGAAAGCCUGGCCCUCAUAAAAUUCAGGGGAUUGGAGCAGGUUUUAUACCAAGGAAUUUGGAUCAAGAUGUGGUUGAUGAAGUCAUAGAGUUGUGUGAUGUCCCCUCACCAGAGGAGUACUACUACUUACGAUUGAUCCCUACCCCUGCUAUUAUGGCUGUCCUGAUGUAAGGUUUUUUUCUUUGUUUCUUGCACGACCUGUUGGUUAAUUUGUUAACAAAUAGUUUGUGAAGAUAUGGGUUAUUAGGGCCGUAAAAAUGGUUUCAG